CCAUUUUCGCGUGUCUGCUCUGUCUCUUUUCUCCCCUGCAGCCGGACAUAAACCAGCCAUUUCCGACGCCUCCACCCGAGAAAUUGAAAAUUCCCCAAAUCUGCUGUCUUCUUCCUCCCCUGGCGCCGGUUGCUGCUGGGUGUGAGCUUCGGUUUUCUUGUGGUUCCCGUGGAAGCCCCCCAAUUUUCCGCCAGCUCUUCCCCUAUACCCGCCAGCUCCAGCCUUGCUUGCUAAGGAUUUCUGGUAGGUUGGCUUCUCUAAUUUCCGACAAUUGGGUGAUUAAUUGCUGCCUUUGUGAGUUUAAGUGGUUGUAUGGGUGCUGGGUUGUCCGAAAAUCUGCUGGAAAUAGGGGAUGAAUUUCGGUAGCCUUGCAAUGAGUUUUAAGUCAAUUUAUGUAGGGAAUCCUUUAAUUGAGCUGCUGUGAUGAUGUAUGAAAGAAAAAGAGGAAAAUUCCUUGACUUGCUCAUUUUUUUGUCAAAGCUGGUUCUCCCAUUUCCUGUCCAUGAAUUUGGAAAAAUUGUAUGUGUAACUAUGUACAUAUAUAUAUAUGCGCAAUCUACUGUUGUGUGCUCAAAUUUCGAAUAGGAGAAAAAUAAAAAUAAAUAAAGAAAUAAAAUUUCUUUAUAGAUAUUAAUUCAGAAAUAUUGUGAUUAGGUUCUUGAUCUUCCUGUGACCCUAGCACUUGGUUAAGCCUUCUAUCCUGCGCGAUUAAGGUAAGUAAAUUAUGAUAAUGCCCUUAAAUUUUCAAGCAUAUUUUAACUUUUUUUUGAGAUGGUGGCAAGGUUUAAAUGGGUUUAUUUGCAUUUGAGCAUGAUUAAAUGGAAAUUGAACUUUUAUCGUUUUCCUUAUUUUUUAGAAUUGAGCAUGCCCACAUGAGAUUUCUUCGGUUUAUUCUUGAAAUUGAGAACGAUUGUGAAUCGUGAAAUUUUUUUGUAAAUCUUGCUUGGUUUUGUCUCCGAUAUAGUCAUGUUAUUCGUGUGCCCGCUAGUGGAAGGUUUAUAAA
Molecule: messenger RNA, 1003 nt
Organism: Rubroshorea leprosula
Lineage: Eukaryota; Viridiplantae; Streptophyta; Magnoliopsida; Malvales; Dipterocarpaceae
Source: the annotation of a GenBank genome assembly